GUCCCAUUUCCAUAUAAGGUAUGUGACUGACAGCGGUCCGUCCCGCCCCUUUCUGUUUGCUGCAGCGAGGUCCUUCUGGUCUCAUGAACGCCAGUUACAGGUGUGUCGUCACCGCGAUGUUUGUCCCUGCGCGGAUUCCAUCGCACAGUUUAUCACAGUUUAUCGUCCCUCCCAACAACAUCAAGUCAACUUCUGCUUUCUGAACUCCUGCAGUGAUUUAAUCACUGCAAUUCAUUAGCUCGUCGUAUCAGCGGUGGCAGUCACACUAGAUUAUCCGGACACACCGAAAGGCGCCGCGGCAAACAGCUUCUUCACUUCCAGCCGAGUUUGAUGGAGUCGCUGCAGAAGUUCAACAAACGAGAACCUGGAUCCAAAUGAGCAGAAGAGGCAUCAACUCAGGACAGAGGAGGCUCCGUUCUUUAUGUCAGCUGAAAAUAAUCAAAGGAGACAACAGAUGAGUUUUGAGUAAAAAUGUUCAUAAAGAGGCCUUGACUGUGCUGGAGCUCUGAGAGCAUGAAAUGAUGGAGAAACCAGAAGAAAGCCCUGCGGAUGAGAGAGGCCUCCAGCCUCCAGACAGAGGCCUCCUCCAUGUCUGGCCUUCAGGGGGAGGAACCCAGCAGCUCUGCCCAGAGACGGUGCUGCUGUCCAGGCCUGUGAUGCACGUCUCCCUGGGAGAAAACCACGGCAUUCUCCUGGCACAGGGGGGUCUGGUGUUCUCGUUCGGGGAGCUUUUCUGGAGGGGGAUAAGUGUCCCGGUGUCGGCUCCGGUGCUGGAGGCCUCUCUGCUUGGGAGGACGGUGGUCCAUGUGGCCGCUGGGGGCUUCCACUGCGGCGCGAUAAGCGAGCAGGGCGGCGUUUACAUGUGGGGGGAGAACACUGCAGGACAGUGUGGGCAGACGGACAGAGCCUCUGUCAUAAAUACUACAGUUCCUGAGCCGUGUCCUGUCACCGUGGUGGACAGUGAGGUCAUUCCACCCGCGGUUGUUCGGGUCGUGAGCCUCGCCUGUGGACGGGAGCACAGCCUGGCUCUGUCGGCCCAAAACGAGCUGUGGGCCUGGGGGAGCGGCUGCCAGCUCGGCCUGGUCACCAACACCUUCCCUGUGUGGAAACCUCAGAAGGUUGAACAUCUGGCAGGCAGACAUGUGAUUCAGGUGGCAUGUGGUGCCUACCACAGCCUGGCACUUGUCCGCAGUUUACCUGCUCAGGACUUUAUCGCUCAGAGUACCCCGAAAAUCAGGGAGCGGGGUCGAUCACCUCAGUGCCCGUUGGCAGACAGGGAGGAACUGGUUACAACCGACGAUGUGGUCUACUGCCCGCUCGGGGUGGAGCUCUCUGAAGUCACAAGAAGUGAGACUUCUUCCCGGAGACGGGUUCCCAGGCCGCGGCUCCAUCCGGCUGGAAAGUCAUCUGGCAGCAGCUGCGGCUCCUCAGCCAGUUUAUCUUCAUUCUCUGAUGACAGCAGAUCUAAUCCUAAACAGAAGAAUUUCCCAGCAUGCAGCAGGCUGGAGGCUGAGGAAAACAGAACGGAGUGCAUGCUGCAGACUGACGGCAGCCCUAAAGCUAAUCCGGCGUCGGACUGGGCCGCCAACAAGGACUCCGCGUUUUCUGACGACCUGGAGCUCCUAAGUUUAUUUGAUAAACUUUCUGUUCAGUCGGAGUCACAAAACGCCACGGCGACAGGCGACACUGACUCAGUGAGCAGCCAGACCGGAUCAGAGGACAGCUGCAUUUCUUCAACUCCAUCUUCAGAUUUAUUGACUUCAAGUUACAAAGACGAUUCGAUUUUCAAGAUGCAGACAAACAACGGCGUGGCAUCUGCACCGCUCUCGUCUUCGCCGGUGUGUCUGGAAGAAGUUCGUCUUUGUGUGGAGAGGGAGAGGCAGGCGCCGCUCAGCUGCAGCCUCACAAAUGCACACCAGAAGGGGAACGCGGCGGCGGCGAGCGGCAGACGCUCACUUCCUGGAACCCCCACCCACGGGUCGCCACGGAGACGCCACCAGGGUGCCUCCGGGUCGCUGUGUGCUGGUGCAGGAUCAGAUGAUUCGGGAGACGGGCUGCCGUCCCUGGAGACAGAAGUCUGGAGUUGGGGACGCGGGUCUGAAGGACAACUGGGACACGGAGACCAGCUGGCCAGGCUGCAGCCUUUGUGCAUCAACUCUCUCACAGGGCAGGAAGUGAUCAAAGUUGCUGCGGGGUCCCACCAUUCGCUGGCGCUCACUGCACAGUGUCAGGUCUAUUCAUGGGGAAGCAACCUGUGUGGACAGCUCGGUCGUGUCGACGGCCCCGCCACUGUACCUCAGUUAAUAAAGCUGUCAGACGGCCUCCGUGUUUGGGAUCUGUCGGCCGGUCAGAGCCACUCCCUCCUCCUGGCGGACGGCGACUGCGUCCAGCCGGUCCUGUUGUACUGCGGCCAGAAGAGCGAGUCGCCGUCGGCGCAGAGCGAGAAGCUGCAGAGCCAAAGCUCGAGUCAGAGCUCUCCCCUCAAAGCGAAGAGUUGCACGGCCAGACCUGCGCUGCUGCCCUUCUGCAUCGAGAUGAGUUACAUCAGCAGCGUGAGCGGCGGCGGCCGGCUGUGCGCGGCGUUGAUGGAUCACAACGUGAUGGGUUUCAUCGCGGCCAUCCACGAUCUGGCCUCCAGAGAGAGGCGGUUCUCCUGCUGGAUGAACGACGUCCGCAGGGUCAUCAUCGCUCCGCUGCGUAAAAAGGAGACGGCGUGUCAGACGUUAGGGGAUCCAUGCACGCACCUCUUCUUUGCACUUUGUGAUAGUUUUAUUCAGCUGAGCAAGCUGAUUGGCCGGCACGCCACGGCGCUUAGCUACUUCCUGCAAAACGCCCAGAGCCGUGAUGUAACUUCCUUUGCCCUGCUGAAACACUCUGAACAUUUCCUGGAGACGUAUAAAAAGUAUUGUUCUGCAGUCGGCGACUUUCAAGUAAUGGGUGGAUUCCAGUCACUUCAUAAACUCUCACUGGACUGGUUGUGCGGCCAGCAGGCUGUUCUCUCCCAGCUGUGUGGAUCAGACCAGUCUGUCAGCAAGGAGGUUGAUCUGGUUUCAAUGUUCUACCAGCCUCUGCAGCAGCUCCACCAUUACAGCAGAGUCCUGCUCAAAAUGGCUACAUGUUAUGACGUGCUCACUGAGGAGUAUCAGUCCCUGCAUCAGGGCUGCAGUCACUACGAAGUUCUGUCUUUGUCUCUCCUGAGGAAGAAGAAGGAGGCUGAAACCACACAGCUGUUCUGGAAAACUCAUUCUGGCAAAACUACUGAGAGUCUGCGUCUGCCACAGCGCCGUGUCGUUUGUGAGAGCAGCAACAGAUCUCUGACUCCUCAAUACGCCGGCCGCUUCUCCAAUCACUGGUUUAUCCUGUUCAACGACAUCCUGGUGCACACACAGGGAUCUCUUCCCCCUCAGAGCUUUUUCUCCUCAUUUCGAAUCUAUCCUCUGACCUGCUUGUGGGUGAAAACGAUUACCGAAGACGGCAGCGGACUUUAUACGAUCAAAAUAAUAUGUCCAGAGGAGAGUCUCGUCCUGGUGGCCUCAACGCCACAAGAAAAGAACAAGUGGCUGCGGUCCUUGAACCAGGCAGUGGAUCUGGUGCUGGGAGGUGCAGCUCAGGGGUCAUCGCCAGGGGUCACGGCUGCAGUGUGCCGCACGGCGUCGUACAAGUUCGUCUCAGAUGAGCGAUUCAAAGACGCUCAGUACAGCGGCGGCUGGAUGGCAGGACGAGUCCACGGCAGAGGAACCAUGAAGUGGCCGGACGGCCGAGUGUACAAGGGAAACUUCAAGGGUGGACUGGAGGAUGGUUAUGGAGAGUGUGUAAUGCCAAACAAAGUGCAGGACAAACCCGACGUGUACCAAGGACAGUGGAAAGAGGGGAAGAUCCAUGGCUUUGGCAAGUACAAGUACGGCAGCGGAGAGGUGUACGACGGCUGUUUCUGUGACGGCCGUCGCCAUGGUUACGGCAUGCUGAGCUCCGGCAAACUGGCCGGCGCGUCUUCAGGCCUUUUCAUCGGCCAAUGGGUUCAGGACAAGAAGACGGGCUACGGAGUCCAUGACGACAUCACGAGAGGAGAGAAGUUCAUGGGCUUCUGGCUGGAUGACCAGCGGCACAGCAGCGCUGUGGUCCUCACCCAGUAUGGAGUUUAUUUUGAAGGGUCAUUCAAAGAAAACAAGAUGAGUGGCUCCGGCCUGCUGGUGUCGGAUGAUGACACGGUUUUUCAUGGGGAGUUCAGUGACGACUGGACCAUCAACGGGAAGGGAGUUUUGACGCUUGCAAAUGGCGACCGUCUGGACGGCCUGUUCAGUGGCGAGUGGAGCGCCGGUCUGAAGGUCGUAGGAACGUACGUCAAACCAGCGAUGGAUGACAACAAAGAGAAAGAUGAGCCACCCCUGGGUCAGUACGCGGUGCCCGCAGCUCAGAGGUGGAUCUGUGUGUUUGACGAAUGUUGGAGUAGACUCGGCUGUGACGCCGCCGGCAGAGGAGAACGGACCGCAGCCUGGGAGAACAUUGCCGUUACCAUAGCAACGGCUCGACGGCAGAGCCCAGACCUCAGUAAAUCUCACACCAAAGUUCUGGAGAGUUUGGAGUUCAUCCCUCAGUAUGGAGAGGCGGUCACCACUGCGAACUACGACAACAUCAGACGAUACCUCACUAAGGCCUGCGAGACGCCCCACCACCCUCUGGGCUGGCUGGUGGAGACGCUGGUGACGGCGUACAGGAUGACGUACGUUGGCGUGGGAUCGAACCGCCGGCUGCUCCGGCAGGCGGUGCUGGAGCUGCAGGCCUACCUCACUCACUUCUACAGCAUCGUCAGGUUUCUGUUUCCAGGGUUACCAGAUGAUGGCGGCGUCAUCCCAGACGCUCCUGACAUCAGUCCGUAUAAAACACGACGAAACUCAAACAAAAUGGAUCAGGGUGUGUUGGUGGUGAGCUGCUCCUCGCUGCUCCUCCCUCUGCUGCUGCCUCGACUCUACCCGCCUCUCUUCACCCUCUACUGCCUGCAGCAGGAGCCAGAGGAGGCCCAGUACUGGGAGCGCAUCCUGCGGCUCAACAAGCAGCCAGACCAGGCGCUCCUCGGCUUCCUGGGAGUUCAGGAGAAGUUUUGGCCUCACUGGAUGUCGAUUCUGGGGGAGAAAAAGCAGAUCGUUUCCAGCAGUAAAGAUGCCUGUUUCAUUUCUGCUGUUGAGACUCUCCAACAAAUCAGCACCACGUUUACACCAUCGGAUAAACUGUUGGUGAUUCAGAAAACGUUUGAGGAGCUGACGCUGGAGGUGAAACCCUUCCUGGCCGGGGACUUCCUGUGGUGCAUGGACGACCUGUUCCCCCUCUUCCUCUACGUGGUGCUGAGAGCCAGGGUCAGGAACCUGGGAGCUGAAGUCAGCCUGAUUGAAGACCUGAUGGAUCCCAACCUCCAGCAUGGAGAGAUGGGCCUCAUGUUCACGACCCUAAAGGCUUGCUUCAUCCAGAUCCAACAGGAAUCCACAACAUAACCAGUGAUUCAGGCCCAGUUUGAUGGAACAGAACCAGUAUUAUCUCCCAGUUUCCAGCUGCUGCAGCCACGCAGAGCGGACGAUGUCCGGCGCUGCAGAGAAAGCCGGUCUGCCCGCCGAUCACUCAGGAAGCAACAGUUAGCAGAAUGACGCAGCACAGCGCCCUCUGCUGUUGGAACCUGGUAACACCUGCUCAAAUACACUGACGUUCAGAAUAGAAAAGGAACAUUUAUUAUUCCACAAAGGGGAAAUGCAUGUGCAACAGCAGAACAAAAAGUUACAAAAGUGUUGAAAAUAUAUCAAUAAAAAACAAUAAUAAUAAUAAUAGACUGUAUAAGAUUACAGAUAGAAAUGUUGUACUCAGAAUCCAAGGGAAGUGCAUGUGUACUAAACUUUAAAUAGAAACAAAUUGUUUACAGUACAAUAUAUCAGUGAAGAGCAGAAAGCCAGAAAUGUUAUUUAAAAA
Xiphophorus couchianus (Monterrey platyfish) is the source of this 5952-nucleotide messenger RNA. Its product is annotated as alsin-like. The record is from RefSeq and is a predicted model, not a curated record. Gene Ontology annotation, biological process: regulation of GTPase activity; endosomal transport. The transcript has 41 exons. Bases 519 to 5486 code for a protein of 1655 amino acids. Gene Ontology annotation, cellular component: intracellular membrane-bounded organelle; centrosome; cytoplasm. Lineage: Eukaryota; Metazoa; Chordata; Actinopteri; Cyprinodontiformes; Poeciliidae. Gene Ontology annotation, molecular function: guanyl-nucleotide exchange factor activity; small GTPase binding.